AAAGGUAACUGCAGAUAAGUGAGAGAAGCUUCUUCAACUCAAACUCUCCUUCCUCAAUUCUCUGCACUUUUCUCUCAACAUGAUCUCCAAGUCUCUCUCUUUCUCUAAUUCUCUGCACUAAAACAAACAAAAAAGCCUCCGGGUUUUCUCCUCCUCCUCCUCCGCCGCCAUGGAGCCUCUCCCUCUCUUCCAAACCGUCGCCGUCUCCGACCGCCCCGCCCUCUUCCUCCGCAAGCUCCACCUCUGCUCCUCCCUCUCCGACUUCUCCCACCCCGAAGCCUCCGAAAUCGACCUCAAGCGCCAAACCCUACUGGACCUCGCCGACUUCCUCGACUCCUCCUCCACCGCUCUCACCCCUCAUCUCCAAGAAGCCUUCAUCCAAAUGGUCUCCCUCAACCUCUUCCGCUGCCUCCCUCCCCCCUCCGACCUCGCCGACGACGACGACGACCCCUACCAGGACCCCUCCUGGCCCCACCUCCACCUCAUCUACGAGCUCCUCCUCCGCUACAUUGCCUCCCCCCACACCGACGCCAGGCUCGCCAAGCGCUUCAUCGACCACGCCUUCGUCUCCAAACUCAUCGACCUCUUCGACUCCCAAGACCCGAGAGAACGAGACUACUUGAAGACCCUCCUCCACCGAAUCUACGGCAAGUUCAUGCUGCACAGGCCCUUUAUAAGGAAGGCCAUGAACAAUGUCUUCUACAGGUUCAUCUUCGAGACGCAGCGGCACUGCGGCAUUGGCGAAUUGCUCGAGAUACUGGGGAGCAUUAUCAAUGGAUUCGCGCUGCCGAUGAAGGAGGAGCACAAGCUGUUCCUCCUCAGGGCCCUUAUUCCGCUGCAUAAGCCCAAGGGGUUUUGGCAGUAUCAUCACCAGCUGGCGUAUUGUAUUAUACAGUUUGUUGAUAAGGAUCAUCAGCUUUCGGAGCUGGUCAUCAGGGGGCUGUUGAAGUACUGGCCGGUUACCAAUUGUCAGAAGGAGGUUCUGUUUCUUGCAGAGCUGGAGGAGGUUUUGGAGGCUACUCCGGCUUCCGAGUUCCAGAGGUGUAUGCUGCCCCUCUUUCGACAGAUUGGACGGUGCCUCACUAGCUCGCACUUUCAGGUUGCCCAACAAGCUCUAUACUUGUGGAACAGCGAGCAUGUUGUAAAUUUAAUAUCUCAGAACCGGACUGUGAUAUUACCAUUAAUCUUUGACGCGUUAGAGAAGAACACGCAGGGUCAUUGGAACCAAGGUAUACACGAUCUGACGGCCAAUGUAAGAAGAAUGUUCCAGGAAAUGGACUCAAAAUUGUUCAAAGAGUGCCAGGAGCAAUACUUAGAGAAAAUAACCAGGGCCAGAGUAUUGGCAGAGCAACGGGAAUUGACAUGGAAGAGAAUAGAGGCAGUCGCCGCAACUGCAGGGGCCGAGGAUAUGGUUUUGGUUAAUUAAUUAAAUAUAUGACAGAAAUAGCAAAAUUUUCCACCCACCGGUGGCUACUUUUCCCCCCAAACUUGUUCCAAUAUCAAAUUCCUAUCAAGGCCUUAACUUGGAACUUUAGACGGAGAAAAUAUGGAUAUUGUAGCAAGGUGUAAUAUAGAUAUUGAUAUUUUGGUUUCAUGAUUAAGUGUUAUAAAUGUCUUCUGGAUU
Argentina anserina (silverweed cinquefoil) is the source of this 1624-nucleotide messenger RNA. RefSeq names its product serine/threonine protein phosphatase 2A 57 kDa regulatory subunit B' beta isoform-like. The record is from RefSeq and is a predicted model, not a curated record. Gene Ontology annotation, molecular function: protein phosphatase regulator activity. Gene Ontology annotation, biological process: signal transduction. The transcript is spliced from 2 exons. The coding region runs from base 170 to 1426 and encodes 418 amino acids. Gene Ontology annotation, cellular component: protein phosphatase type 2A complex. Lineage: Eukaryota; Viridiplantae; Streptophyta; Magnoliopsida; Rosales; Rosaceae.